Molecule: messenger RNA, 600 nt
Organism: Ustilago hordei
Lineage: Eukaryota; Fungi; Basidiomycota; Ustilaginomycetes; Ustilaginales; Ustilaginaceae
Exons: 2
Coding region: 1-600 (199 amino acids)
Source: RefSeq, a predicted model, not a curated record
AUGACCGACCAAGAGUCGGCUCAGAUAAGCACUCAACACGAGAUAGGGAGACAUGUAGGGACGAGAGGAGGGGGCGGGGGGGCAAGACACUUCUAUACUUACAGAUUAGGAGUCGUCCUUUUCAACUAUGUCCGGAUUAAUGUGUGUCACCGAGAGCCAGUCUCCCGCUCUACCUUGUCCCUGAAUCGAUGGUGGGACUACAGGGAACGCCUCUCUACAAGGCGGGGCGGCGGUUCAGUAGCCAAAAAUGAACGGUGGGGAACGGUAACUAAUCAACAAGAAGAGGAGAGCAAGGUCGAGAAGGAAAAGGUUAGGGUGGAGAGGGAGGAUAUGCAGUUGGCAGAGUUGUACAUAUAUAUGUGUCUCGAUGAAAGUGUCGACAGUAAGGAAGGAUCGACCCUGAAAUUGUCAACAAAACUUGUUGGAAUAAGUGUACGAAUGUCGACGGCUGCACGUGGAAAGACGCGCCAAACGUCUUCGCUUGCAAAAGUGACCAAGAGCGAUUCGAGCCGAGGUGUCCGUUUCCAAGAGCGCUGCGUCCAGAGAGAGGACCAGGUGGCCAACCAAGAGAAAGGACAUCAACAGGAGUCGAGACAGUGA